Molecule: messenger RNA, 1167 nt
Organism: Parnassius mnemosyne (clouded apollo)
Lineage: Eukaryota; Metazoa; Arthropoda; Insecta; Lepidoptera; Papilionidae
Source: the annotation of a GenBank genome assembly
AUGUACCCGUGGAACUGUUGUAGAACUUGCCUUAACGAGCAAUCUCUACAUCCAAUAUUUGCAGUUCCUGAGCAUAGUGAUAAAUAUUCUAAAUUGAUACAAUUAACUACUGGUGUAAAGGUUGAAGUAAACGACACACUUCCACAAGAAAUGUGCUCCACAUGCAUUGCAUUUAUAAAUAACUCAAUUAAAUUUCGUAAAUGCUGUGAAGAUGCUCAGAAAUCUUUAUUAGAUCACAAGAUUCAUGAUAUUAAAUCUGAUACACCACACAUUUUAAAAAUAGAAUAUGAAAAGGCAGUGACAAUAGAUAUAUCUGCAUUUUUAUCACCUGAUGAUGAUUUUAAAGAUUAUGACGAUAACAUUACACUAGAUAACUUGCAGUACAGUAAUUAUGAAAUUCCUGAACACAAAAUCUGUAAUACCCCAGAUAAAACAUUGCAAAAAGAAUUUGAACCCAGAAUAUUAGACGUAGUAGAAAACCCAGAAGAAAUAUUUUUUAACAAUGAAACAAAUAAAAAAGACAAUGUUAAAACUAAACCUAGGAGAACAGGAAAGAAUAAAAUUGAGAAGCGUGAAAAGGAGAAAGAGUCAAAGAAAGAAAAAGCUGAAAGAGUUAAAGAGGAGAUUGAAUGUGAAUAUUGUCAUAAAAUAUUAACAUCAAGGUUAUCAUUACGUAACCAUUAUAAGAUACACACGGGUUUUGAUGUAGUUUGUGAGCACUGUGGCAAAAAGUUUAUCACCCGUCGCCUCCUGUUGAUGCACUGUCGAGCGAAACAUGGAUAUGAGAAAACGGACAAGUGUUCCUACUGCGACUACAAGGCUUCUAAUGCUGAACAGGUGAAGAUCCAUGAACGCCUACAUACAGGCGAGAAGCCCUACGUUUGCAAGGAGUGUGGGGCUGGAUUCCAUCGGAAGAGUAGCUAUCUCCAGCAUAUCGCCAUACACCUUCCCGAGAAAACAGUGCAGUGUACACAAUGCCCGGCUCGCUUCAAAUCUGCGACUCUGAUGCGCAUCCACGCCAGUCGCCACCGAGCCGCCCGGUACUCGUUCAAAUGCCGCGUGUGCGACGGUAGUUUCGCGAGGCGGCGCAACGUUGCGCGACACUUGCAGAGGGUACACGCUUUACAACCCCAGCAGGAGCACAUCGAGCGUCUAGUCUUGACCUGA